GGAGGCUAACGGGAGGAGCCGACGCGGGGUGUGCGCUGAGUCCGAGUCCGCAGGGGCACCCCCGUGUCAGGGAGGCUUCCUCGAGGCGCACAUGCUCUGGCGGUCUGCCUGGGUGGCCAGGCUCCUGCGGAAUCCGAGGGCAGCGUGUGCCCCCUGGGAGAAGGCGGGGCUGGCCCAGCUCCCCAAAAGUCAGGUUUCUGUGGUGUGGGCCGAGGCUCUGACGUUGCCGCACGCGGCGCUGCUUACCCUGGGCCGGGCACGUUGAGAGCAGUUACGUGAAGCGGGCGGCUGACCGGGAGAGCCCAUGGUCCAACUGCAUGUCCUUAGUGGCCGUUCCCUCCAGGCCGUGGCACUGGCCGUGACGGGAACCCCAUGACCACGGGAGGCCCCCGUGGUCGGAGGGUGGGGCUCUCCUCAGGGGGUUUCUUGGUCUUUCUGGACCGGGAGGUGUUCGCGAGGGAGACACACAAGUCCUCUGCCCUCAAGAGGUUGGUACUUGUGCCUGUUCAAGGCGGAUCCUGAUCCUGAUUGUGCCUGUUCAAGCCAAAAUGAAGAUGUCGCUCUGUUCUGUGUGUGAAGGAGUGAGUUCUGGGUCACAAACCUGAGUGACUUGGAGCUGUUUUGAAGGGAGGGCCCCAUGCCCCCACAUGUUUGCUGGGAGAACAAAUUAGGGCAGCCUCUUUGCAGGGGACUCUGACCGUGUUUACCCAAAUUAAGUUAUUUUUGUUGUGAGGCCCCCGGUGAGCACUGGGAGGGCCUCAACCCGGGAACCACCCACUGUGAGCUCAGGAGCCCCCACAUUGGCUCAGCGUCCUUUCCUGCCCCCCCCAGCUGCAGCCCCGCUGCCCCUCCCAGGAGGGCGUGCCUGCAGCAUCCGCUCCCGGCUGGUCCCUCCAGCAGAUGGCCGCAAGCGUGUGUGCGUGUGCAGUGUGUGUGCCGCAGGCCGGACGUCACUGGCCGCACAGACGUCUGUGAACCAGGAGUUCCAGCCCGGAGGAGACUGCUGUUCUCCCCUGCUGUCCGCUUCCCCCGUUUGAGAAAUCGGAGAGCUACAGACGCUUACAAACCCGUAGAUCCACCAUCCAGAACAAAAUUUUUUGUUUUUUUUCUUUUUUGUGCGAAAGAAAAUACUAAUACUGAAGUUCAAGCAUCUCCAGUUUUAAGAAACAAGUGACAUUUAUUAGGCUUUUAAAAAGUUGGAUUAUGAAGGUCGUACAUGCUCAUUUUUCGAAAAACUGGAGAAGACGGGGACGUGCUGAGAAAACUCGGACAUCCCCUGCACCCUGUGACUUCCGAACACCGGGGGGGUUACCUGCCCGUGCCUGGAGCUCUUGCAGGACACGGCCUGGCGGCCAGCUCGUGCCCUCCCCGCUGACCUCCGUAGACCCCAUCUGGACCCUUUGGAACCAGUUCUCGGUAUCAAAUGGUGCUGCCGUGGACCUCCCCUCUGUGCAUCUCUGAUUGUUUUCUGAGGGUACAUUUUAAGGAGAACAACCUGGGAGCAAAGGGCUUGUAUUUUCUGAGGUUUUUAAAUUUUGUCUUAUCCUGGAAGUGAUACUGAAUUACCCUUUGGGAGGGCCAAGUUGGUGCCCUCGUCAGAGGGGCCCCCCGGGUCCUGGGGGCAGCCUGGCUGCCAAGGCCUCUUGGUUGACUCAGGUGUCAGCCUCUCCGGGCAGCUCCCCAUCAUGGACACUCCUUGCCACUUGUCCUACGGCCGAAUGGGAGUGUGGGGGGACCCGCCAGGCCUGGGCUUGGAUGGCCGGUUCUCCCAUCAUCUUGUGGUGUCGGGCAGGGGACUUUCCCUCUUGGGUUCUCUGGGGUUGUUGCUGUGACCACCUCUCGCAGCUUCCACCCCCAGCCCUGCUUGCGGAGUCGGCCGAGGCCCCACAAGGGAGGAAGAUGGGCGUAGCCCUGUUUUCCAGUUCUGUGUGGCCAGCGCCGGGCUCCAGCUUCUCACGGCUGCCGUCUGGCUCAGGAUGGUGCUGCUUCUCGGGCCCCGGCAGACGCAGGCGGCUUGCUCCCCUCUCCCAGUGAGGAGGCAGGAGGUGUCUGUGCUUUGAGACCCUGGAGGGGAGGCCCCCCCGCCCUGGGAGACCUGGACCGGGCACCACCUCUCCCAGGAGAGGGCUGGGAGAAGCAGCUUUUCCGGCAGCCGGGCUGCCCUGCUCCUUAGCACCCCAGAGGACACUGUCCACUCCACCGCACACCCCGGGACGUCUCCGUCGUACUCUCCCCAGCAAGAAUCCGGCCAGAGAGGCUGGUAGCAGGUUUUCUAGUUGCACACUCUGUUUAGUUUUCCGCGCCGCUGUAGGGGAACAGGAGGGUCUGCAGGAAGUGGGGACAGGAAACCUGGCAGGCUACGCUGCUUUGCCCCUCGCCAGCUCUCUUUCUUCCCGAAACUGGCAUGUCUGACGCGCUCAUGGCAUUACUGUUUCCUUACCGCGUGUCAGGUUUCUUUAUGCUAACAGAAGUCCGGAGAUGUGGAACCAGCCCCCAGUCCACCUCUGAACCCUGUGUGGGGGUCAGGACAAGGGCGCGGAGAAGUGGUAGGACACCGCGGCUCCAGAAGACCGCCUCCCUCAUCUGGGAGUGACGUGGCUCUGGUGCAUCUGAGGGCUCGCCGUCCGGUGGGGGCUGUGGGGCGUUGAGGAAUAUUUGCCCGGCACCUCGGAGCAAGGAGCCGCAGCUGAGAGGGUCCUCGGAGGCCCGCGGGGUCUGCUGCGGUGUGGCCGGCCUGCACGGAGACUGUGUGGAGCCCCAGCUGCCCCAGAGCCAGCGUGCUGAGCAGCCCGAGUUCAAGGCAUCACCCUGUUCCGGCAGCUCCCCCUGCCCUGGAGCGUCUGUCUGGUUAGGUCCAUCAAGCUGGCGUGAUGCUGCCCCAUCCCGUGAUGUCCUUCCCACGCCUGCUCUGUGCUCUGGCCUCCCAGCGGCUGGCCCCCUGGAGAGGCAGCGGAAGCAGCCCCCUGCACACCACCCCAGCCGUCUGUGCUGACGGGAGCGCCCCGGUGUACACCCGCGCCCUGGCCUUUGCGGACAGGAUUGCUCUGGUUGACCAGCAUGGCCAGCACACGUACAGGGACCUUUACAACCACAGCCUGCGCCUGUCCCGGGAGCUGUGCCGUGUCCUCGAGCGUGCUGAUGGGGACCUCCAGGAGGAGAGGGUCUCCUUCCUGUGCUCCAACGACGUCUCCUACGUGGUGGCACAGUGGGCCUCAUGGAUGGGCGGAGGCAUUGCUGUCCCCCUCUACCGGAAGCACCCCCAGGCUGAGCUGGAGUAUUUCAUCCGGGACUCCCGGAGCGCUGUGGUCCUCGCCAGCCAGGAGUACCUGGAACUCCUGCACCCGGUGGUCAGGAAGCUGGGGGUCCCCCUGCUGCCCCUCCCACCCACGGUCUAUGGUACGGCCCCUGAGGAGCCUGGGGCGUGGGGGGUGCCUGAGCGGAACUGGAGAGACCGAGGCGCCAUGAUCAUCUACACCAGCGGGACUACGGGGAGGCCCAAGGGCGUGCUGAGCACUCACGGCAACAUCAGGGCCAUGGUGACGGGGCUGGUCCACAAGUGGGCGUGGAGUAAAGACGACGUGAUUCUCCAUGUCCUCCCGCUGCACCACGUGCACGGCGUGGUCAACAAGCUGCUGUGUCCACUCUGGGUGGGGGCCACCUGUGUGAUGCUCCCUGAGUUCAGCGCACAGCUGGUUUGGGAAAAGCUCUUAGGUGGUGAGAGCCCGCGGAUUAACGUGUUCAUGGCGGUGCCCACGAUCUACGCCAAGCUGAUGGACUAUUACGACAGACAGUUCACCCUGCCUCACGUCCAGGCUUUUAUCCGCGCAGUUUGUGAGCAGAGAAUUAGGUUGAUGGUCUCAGGGUCGGCCGCCCUGCCCCUACCCGUGCUGGAGAGGUGGCAAGGCAUCACGGGCCACACUCUGCUGGAGCGCUACGGCAUGACGGAGAUCGGCAUGGCCCUGUCCAACCCCUUGACCGCCGCGCGUGUGCCAGGCUCCGUGGGGACCCCGCUGCCAGCCGUUGAAGUGCGCAUAGUCUCAGAAAACCCGAAGAAGGAGGGCUGCCCCUACGUGCUCCACGCAGAAGGAAACGAAAGGGAGACGCAGGUGACCCCAGGGUUCAAGGAGAAGGAAGGGGAGUUGUUGGUCAGAGGGCCAUCUGUGUUCCGAGAAUACUGGGACAAACCAGAAGAAACGAGACGUGCCUUCACCUGGGAUGGCUGGUUCAAGACAGGCGACACAGCAGUGUUUAAGGACGGCACCUACUGGAUCCGGGGCCGCACGUCCGUGGACAUCAUCAAGAGCGGUGGCUACAAGGUCAGCGCCCUGGAGGUGGAGCGGCUGCUGCUGGCGCACCCCAGCAUCACAGAUGUGGCUGUGAUUGGAGUUCCAGACAUGACGUGGGGCCAGCGGGUCACUGCAGUGGUGACCCUUCAAGAGGGACACUCGCCGUCCCACAGGGAGCUCAAAGAGUGGGCAAGGGGUGUCCUGGCCCCGUAUGCUGUGCCCUCGGAGUUCCUGCUGGUGGAGGAGAUCCCGCGGAACCAGAUGGGGAAGAUCAACAAGAGGGACCUCGUCAGGCAGUUCUACCCGGGCGACCAGGGUGCCCCGAAGCCGGGCACCAGUGAGCCAGCAUCCCCUUUAAGCUAGGGGGAGCAGAGUGGGCCCACAGAAGUGAGGGCACGGCGAGGCCUCGUCAGCCCCGGCUGGCUUUCGGUCGGACCUCUGCUCCAUCCCCACCCCACGCUGGCGCCUGGCCCCGUGUGCCGUCUGCCGGGCGGGCCCCCGUGGGGCUCAGCAGUGUCCCCGAGGGCAGCAGGCCUCCCAGCAAAACUCAGGAAACUGCACCACACCCACUCCACGUGGCCGGGCUUCCAGCUCCCGUGGCCUUCCUCGUGGUACCUGGACCCACAUGCCACUGGAAAAUCAGGUCGAGCCGUGUGGGGCCCUCACCUAAUCCCACUGAUCUGACGUUGUAUCUCUCGGUACUGAAUAUUGUGAUUCCCAAAAAUAUUGCGUAAUUAUUUGGUUUAUGCUAUGAUUUUUAUCAAGUUUCAAACAGUCGUCAUCUUUGGCUGAGGAGGCCACAGA
Molecule: messenger RNA, 5090 nt
Organism: Lutra lutra (Eurasian river otter)
Lineage: Eukaryota; Metazoa; Chordata; Mammalia; Carnivora; Mustelidae
Gene: ACSF3
Product: acyl-CoA synthetase family member 3
Exons: 10
Coding region: 2871-4649 (592 amino acids)
Biological process (GO): fatty acid metabolic process
Molecular function (GO): medium-chain fatty acid-CoA ligase activity
Source: RefSeq, a predicted model, not a curated record